AUGUUCCUUUGUUUUGCUCUGACUCCGUGUGUUUCGUUUCUCGUUCUUGGUUUCCAGGUGAAGUACUCGACGGAUCCCGCCAAUCCCACCAAGUCCGCCAAGGCCAUGGGCCGGGACCUGCGUGUUCAUUUCAAGAACACUAGGGAAACAGCGCUUGCCCUGAGGAAGAUGUCGCUCAACAAGGCCAAGAGGUACCUUGAGGAUGUGUUGGCACACAAGCAAGCCAUCCCCUUCCGGAGGUACUGCCGUGGUGUUGGACGCACAGCCCAGGUGAAGAACCGUCAGCCCAAUGGUCAGGGACGCUGGCCUGCCAAGUCUGCUAAGUUCGUUCUGGAUCUUCUAAAGAACGCUGAGAGCAAUGCUGAGGUGAAAGGUCUUGAUGUUGAUGCUCUCUACAUUUCACACAUCCAAGUGAACCAGGCCCAGAAGCAGCGGCGCCGGACCUACCGUGCCCAUGGACGCAUCAACCCCUACAUGUCCAACCCAUGCCACAUUGAGCUGAUCUUGUCGGAGAAGGAAGAGCCGGUGAAGAAGGAGGCUGAGUCCCAGAUCGCCAGGAAGGCCUAG
Triticum turgidum subsp. durum (durum wheat) is the source of this 567-nucleotide messenger RNA. The record is from the annotation of a GenBank genome assembly. NCBI's taxonomy places the organism in Eukaryota, Viridiplantae, Streptophyta, Magnoliopsida, Poales, Poaceae.